AUGUUAAUUUAAUAAUAUUCACAAAAUGACUCUUUCAUUUGUGUUGAAAUGCAAUGUCCUUACAGUAGAAUUAUAACUAGCUGGGAUUUAUUAAAAUUACAUAAUCAAUUGAAUCAUAAAGUUAUUCCAAAAUAAAAGUUAGAAAGCAAAGUUGCGUUUAAAUAUAAUCAAUAUAAUUAAUAAUAAAGGAUGAAAGUUUAAGAAGAUAUUUAUCAAUUAAUUCAAUAAUAUGAAGAUAGAAUUAUUUUUAAAAUUUAAGAACUAUUUGAAUUUCUUAAGAAGUAUAAUUAUGAAUUUAAUUUUAUAGUACAUACUUAAAUAUUAUUUAAGAUCAAAUUUACUUCGAUUAUUAAUUAUAAAGUCUAUCAAAUCAACACUUUAUAGAAGCUGAUCUAUAAUAAUAUAUAGAAAUAUAUUAUGGAUAAAUAUAAACAUCUCAAUAAGAGUAAGUAGCUCUUUUUCUUUGCGAAAUUUAGUCUAAAUUAAGUGUAAUUGAAAAUGAUUUUCUGAAUUUAUUAGAAAAGAAUUUUAUAAUAGAAAAUCAAAAUUAACAAUCUAUUAUUCAUUACUAAUAGAAUGUACCAGAAUUUAACGACUCAACAAUUUCUGAAUCGUUUAUAAUAAAACCUAAUGUAAUAUAACAAAAUCAUUAUUAAACUGAAUUUAUAUCAAAUGAGGCAGAAUAAAUGAAAUAUGAAAUGCAAUAAAUUUAAUAUGAUUAAAAUAUUUCAUAAUCAUAAUCUACUCAAUUAAUCGAAUAAGAUGAUUUAAAUAAUAUUCCUUUAAAAGGAUAUAAAUAAUUUCAAUAAAAAUAAUAAAACUAAUCUAAUUAUACUGAAAAUAUUUCAUCUCAAGAUGAUGACAGAUUAAGAUUUUAAUUACCAUCAGAAACAUCAAAUAGUCCAAUAUAUUCAAAUAAUAAGUCCAAUAAUAAAGAAAGUUUAUAUGUACCAAAAACAGAAAAAUAAGAAUAUUAUUAUGAAGAUAAUCCUAAAUAAAAAUAAAAAAAAAAGAAAGAAGAAAGGUAUUAUAAAUUAAGUGUAUUUAGAACAGAGUAGUUUAUAAACCACCUCCUAAAGAAGUAUUUUUUGGAAAGAAAUUUGAUUUAAUAAAUUCACAUAAACACCUCAAGUUUUCAUAAAAUAACCAAGCAUUUCUAUGUCAUCAGUAAGGUAUUGGUUUGGUUGAAGGGAUAUUAACUUUAAAAAUAGAUGCUGAAAUUAGAUUGAAAUUUUCUGAAGCUCAAAAAAGGACAUUUGUAACUUAUUCUAUUUAUUAAAGUAAGCUGAAAUAGGAAUCUAAAAUGUUGAUAAGGAUGGAAAAAUGAAAGGAAGCCAAUAAUAUAGUAUGAAUGAAAUAGGAGGUAUAAAUUUGAUCAUAAAAAUUAGAUCUUAUUUCAAAUAAUUAGGUUUAUAAAGGAAAGUUGAAAAUAACUUUAAAUUAAGAGUAUAUGAUAUCAUAUUCAUCAAAUGAAAGAAUGUUAUAUUUUAUAAAUGGAAAAACUGAAGUAUAUAUUAAAUAUAAUAUAGGAAUAUUUGGAUUUGGAUAAAGUUUCAGGAAACUUUAAAUUUUAUGUUAAAGUAUAUGGAUUAAAAGUUUCAAUUUUAUAUUGA
Paramecium primaurelia is the source of this 1613-nucleotide messenger RNA. The record is from the annotation of a GenBank genome assembly. Lineage: Eukaryota; Ciliophora; Oligohymenophorea; Peniculida; Parameciidae.